AUGGGUUGCAUAAAUACAGUUGAUAAAGACCAAAAAAUAGAAAAGAUUAAAGAACUGAUUGACAUUUUUAACAGCAUUGAAUAAUAAUUUUAUGAAUUAAACAAAUCAUUUUACAAAAAUAUUAGAAAAUAAAUAAACAAAACCUAAUUAAAAGUUAAAUAUAAUUUAGUUAUUCUUUUUUAGAAUUUUAAUAAUCAAGAUACUCAGUGCUCUAUUCCUAGUGAUUUAAAUAUUGAUAGUGAAUAUAUAUAAUAAUACUACUAAAAAAUAGAAGAAUUCUAAGAUUAUUUGCAAUGCAACAUUUGCAAAGCUUCUCUUGCCCUUUAAAGCUGCGGUUAAAAAUAUACCAACAAUAUCCAUUACCUCAUCCUUGAAAGAUACAUCAAUAAAUUCUAUCAUUUUGCUUAUGAAUUCUAGAUCCCUGAUAUUAAAUAAAACAAAAAGCAAAAACAUGUCGGCACCUUAGAUGACAUUGGUUCAUUAUGUGAGAGCGUAAUAAUGGACUGA
Tetrahymena thermophila SB210 is the source of this 507-nucleotide messenger RNA. RefSeq lists its product as hypothetical. The record is from RefSeq and is a predicted model, not a curated record. The transcript has a single exon. Lineage: Eukaryota; Ciliophora; Oligohymenophorea; Hymenostomatida; Tetrahymenidae.